Messenger RNA from Micropterus dolomieu (smallmouth bass), 1517 nucleotides. It is a transcript of the gene syt4, whose product is annotated as synaptotagmin IV. Gene Ontology annotation, biological process: cellular response to calcium ion; calcium-ion regulated exocytosis; vesicle fusion. The coding region runs from base 99 to 1517 and encodes 472 amino acids. The transcript has 5 exons. Lineage: Eukaryota; Metazoa; Chordata; Actinopteri; Centrarchiformes; Centrarchidae. The record is from RefSeq and is a predicted model, not a curated record. Gene Ontology annotation, molecular function: calcium ion binding; clathrin binding; SNARE binding. Gene Ontology annotation, cellular component: membrane; axon; synapse.
CGGAAAUAUACUGCAGCUCGACAUCAGGAGAGCCAGUCCACCUUAGAGAAGAGAGCUCGGUGUGAAAGCGGUCCGUUUCAGCACCUCGGACAGCGACCAUGGCUCCAGUGGUAGAGGAAGGAGCUCAGCUCGUGGCAGUGCCAGCAGGUGUUGCUGUGGUGAGUGUCUUUGGCCUUGUCUUCACUGUCUCAGCCUUUGCAUGGAUCUGUUGCCAGCGUAAAAACACCAAAUCCCAGAAGACACCUCCCUACAAGUUUGUGCACAUGCUCAAAGGGGUUGACAUCUACCCGGAGAGCCUGAGCGGCAAGAAGAAGUUCGCUGCACCUGCCACCACGACAAAUAAUGACACCAGCAAAACCGACGUUAAUGGAAACUGUCACACUGCAUCACUAAUGAGUCCGACCCGCACCGGUAAAGUGGCAUCUAGUCCAAACGAUUCCAGAACGGCUCUGCAUCUGGAUCUGGAGAAACGGGAUUUGAAUGGCAACUUCACCACCAAACCAUUUCAUCACCACCACCAGAAGGUGCGGAGUUCUCCGGACCUGGAGCUGCCCUCUCCCCAUGCAGGGUUCACCCAACCUGGGGUGAUGGACCGCCGUGAUCUUCCUUCACCAUCCAGCACCCUCUCAAGCCAGGCGCCCACCCCGGCUGUGGACAAGCCCCAAGGAGAGGAGAGGGAAGGUGGGCUAGGGACCCUCCACUUCUCCUUGGAGUACCAGCCAGAGAGGAAGGCGUUCAUUGUCCAUAUCAAGGAAGCUCAUGGCCUGACCCCAACUGAUGAGCAGUCUCUGACCUCUGACCCUUACAUCAAGCUGACCCUGCUGCCUGAGAAAAAGCACCGGGUGAAGACCAGAGUCCUGAGGAAGACUCUGGACCCCGCCUUUGACGAGACCUUCAGCUUCUACGGGAUCCCACUGGCCCGAGUGUCGGAGUUGGCCCUUCACUUCAUGGUGCUGAGCUUUGAUAGGUUCUCCCGUGAUGAGGUCAUUGGAGAGACACUUGUACCCUUGUCUGGGAUUGACUUAUCGGAAGGGCGUGUCCUGAUGAGCCGAGAGAUCAUCAAGAGGAAUGUCAAGAAGUCCUCCGGCCGAGGCGAGUUACUGCUCUCCCUGUGUUACCAGUCCACCACCAACACUCUGACCGUGGUCGUCCUCAAAGCUCGGCACCUGCCCAAGACCGAAAACAAUGGACCUACAGAUCCGUACGUCAAGGUGAACAUGUACCAUGGAAAGAAGCGUGUGUGCAAGAAGAAGACCCACGUGAAGAAGUGCUCCCCCAACCCGGUCUUCAACGAGCUCUUUGUCUUUGAUCUGCCCUCCGACGAGGGCCUGAGGGACACCAGCGUGGAGCUGUUGCUGAUGGACUCAGACACAGGCAACUCACGCUGCCCCAACACCAUCCUUGGGCGCCUGGUGCUGGGCACGUCAGUGGCGGGCACCCCCGGCGAGCACUGGAGGGAGAUCUGCGACCACCCGCGUCGCCAGAUUGCCAAGUGGCACGCCAUGUCGGAGGAUUAG